AUGACAGGCCGCCUCGCCAACAAGGUCGCCAUCAUAACCGGCGCCUCAUCCGGCAUCGGGCGCGCGACGGCCCUUUUGAUGGCGCGCGAGGGCGCCGCCGUGGUGUGCAGCGACAUCCGGCAAGGGCCGCCGACGGACCCCAACGGCGACAGUGGCGGCUUCAACAUGUGCACGCACGAGGAGAUCCAGCAGCAGCCGGGCGGGCGGGCCGUCUUUGUACCAUGCGACACGUCGGACUCGGCGCAGGUUCAGGCGCUGAUCAAGGCGGCCGUGGCCGAGUUUGGCCGCCUCGACAUCAUGUUCAACAACGCCGGCGUCGGCAAGGAAGGCGCCAAGUACCCCAACACCAUGAUUUGGGAGUACGACGAGGACGAUUUCGACGAGACCAUGGCGGUCAACGUCAAGGGGGUGUUUUUGGGUUGUAAAUACGCCGCCGCGCAGAUGAAGGACCAGGAGCCGCUCGUGCCCGGUGGUGAUCGCGGUUGGAUUGUUAAUACCGGGUCCAUCAUGGCGGCCAAUGCCAUGAAGGGUGUUUCGGCCUAUGCGGCCUCGAAGCAUGCGGUCUUGGGUAUCACCAAGGCAGCCGCUUUGGAUUGUGCGCCUUUUAACAUUCAUGUCAACGCGGUAAACCCUGGCUUCGUCAGAACAACAAUGACAGAUAAAAUGUUGGCUGAUAGCGCUGGCGGUGAGGCCUUGGCUGCGCUACACCCACUCAAGGGCGUGGGCAAAGUCGAGUAUAUAGCCAAGGCGGUUUUGUUUCUUGUCAGCGAGGAUGCGUCCUGGAUCACGGGCGAGGGCCUUUGCGUCGAUGGUGGAUUUAAUGCAAUGUGAAAGAAAAGUGAUAAUCAGGUCAGCAGUGGUGGAUAGAGAAGAUAGAUCGUACACUGUAAUUAAAA
Molecule: messenger RNA, 896 nt
Organism: Pyricularia grisea
Lineage: Eukaryota; Fungi; Ascomycota; Sordariomycetes; Magnaporthales; Pyriculariaceae
Exons: 2
Coding region: 1-831 (276 amino acids)
Molecular function (GO): oxidoreductase activity
Source: RefSeq, a predicted model, not a curated record